Molecule: messenger RNA, 363 nt
Organism: Racocetra persica
Lineage: Eukaryota; Fungi; Glomeromycota; Glomeromycetes; Diversisporales; Gigasporaceae
Source: the annotation of a GenBank genome assembly
CUGCACUUCUCACAGUCAAUGCUAUUCCAUUCCAGAAAAGAGAGAUUGAAUUUAGAAGCUGUAUUCCUGGUUAUGUUUUCAACGUUGAAAUGAAACCAAACCCUAUCGUUCUUGGAAAAGACGUAACUUUUGAUAUUUCUGCAACUGUAACUGAUGAUGUUGGGAAUAUUGGAUAUGUCUUGGUGAAUUUUAUGGACGCAGAUAAUAAGCUUUUACAAUUUCAACCACUUCUUCUUUCUUCGGGCAUUAAAGCUAACGAAACAAUUGAUGGUUCAUAUUCAAUGCCAGUGAAACUUUUACCAGAAAGUAUAGAAAUUAAAAUUUUUUCGCAUAGAAAUAGUGGUCCAGAUAAAGAAGUUGCCA